AUGAGGAUUCCUUCGUUAUCGGCAAUUAUACCAACAGCUGUACUAGUCUGUUCCCAACUUGCUCAAUGUUUAGAUUAUAGCCAGUACAACUAUAUCUUGGACGACAUCAAGGCAUUCAGUCUAGCACAUGACCACGAAGGCGACAUUUUCAAAAGAGCCGACGCCAACUCGACAAGUGGGACAAAUUCCGCCAUGGUUGACUUUUACGUCAACAUUCUCCACCAAGUGCAAGACUCGGGCAUUAUACCCACUGUUUUGACUGAGAUCUCGUCGAAUCCCGACCAGAUCCAGACGUUGGCAAACUGGCUUCAAAGUUUGCUUCAAACCACGGGCGGUGCUUCCAUCGCGGAAUUGAGUGACUUGUUUGGCGCCACCAGUGGCAUCAAUAUCGAUCUCUAUAUCGAUGAUAUCACUAGUGCAAUUUACCAGUCUGGCGUGAUUGAGUCCACCGCGAAUGGAUUGUUGGCGAAUCAAACCAACAAUCAGUUUUUGGCUGAUUUUGUGGGUGGGAUAUUGGGCUCGCCCAAUUGUGUUUGGGUCGGCUGGUUGAUUUUCGACUUGGGUGACGGCAAAGAUUUAUCGAUUAAUCGUCUUGCUAAUUUGAUUGUCAAUAGCACGUCCAAGGCCAACACUAAUUCAAGCAACAUGUCGGAUAUCAAAAUUGAGCCCGGUUUGCCGCUUCCCAACACGGGCUACAAUUAUGAAGUGGAAAUUGACUUGACUGGUAGGUCCAGGCUUAUUCAAGAAUCUUUGCACAAGAGAGCUGAUGGCAAUAACCUGUACCCGGGUUCCAUGAAUGAAUUCUUCAGUAAUGCCAUUAACUCCAUUGUCAAUUCGCAGUUGGUCUCCACCAACUUGAACGACAUUUUGGCUGCUUUGAACCAAUCGGGAAUAGUGGCACCUUUGGUGGUUGACGUGUUGCUGAUCCCCACCUUGAGCAACUUGACCAAUUCUUUGGUGAGUGUCUUGUAUAACAAUGGGGCAUUUGAUGGCAUUGAUUUGGACUCGUAUUACGAGUUUGCUAAGCAGCAAAACUACUUGAGUGAUUUCUUGCAGUAUGUGUUGACUGAUAAUCAUUGGGCUCCACUUUUGGCCAGGUUAUUCAGAAGAGUUGAAGAUCGUGGUGAUUACCAAAGGUUGCAAGAUAACAUGUAUGGACCACACAAGAGAAACUGA
Molecule: messenger RNA, 1176 nt
Organism: Lodderomyces beijingensis
Lineage: Eukaryota; Fungi; Ascomycota; Pichiomycetes; Serinales; Debaryomycetaceae
Source: the annotation of a GenBank genome assembly